Messenger RNA from Equus quagga, 2724 nucleotides. RefSeq names its product prostaglandin D2 receptor (gene PTGDR). Gene Ontology annotation, molecular function: prostaglandin D receptor activity. Bases 73 to 1149 code for a protein of 358 amino acids. The transcript has 2 exons. Gene Ontology annotation, cellular component: plasma membrane. Gene Ontology annotation, biological process: G protein-coupled receptor signaling pathway; positive regulation of cytosolic calcium ion concentration; inflammatory response. The record is from RefSeq and is a predicted model, not a curated record. NCBI's taxonomy places the organism in Eukaryota, Metazoa, Chordata, Mammalia, Perissodactyla, Equidae.
UUCCCCGCGGAGCGGCCGGGGCUCCCGCGCACCCGACGCCGGCCGGUCCUGGCAGCCUCCGCUCGGCCCGCCAUGAGGCCGUUGUUGUACCGCUGCCACAACACCACCGCGGUGGAGAAGGGCAACUCGGCGACGAUGAGCGGGGUGCUCUUCAGCGCAGGCCUCCUGGGCAACCUCCUGGCCCUCGGGCUGCUGGCGCGCUCGGGGCUGGGGUCGUGCCCGCCGCGCCCGCCGCCCUCCGUCUUCUACGUGCUGGUGAGCGGCCUGACGGUCACCGACUUGCUGGGCAAGUCCCUCGUGAGCCCCUUCGUGCUGGCCGCCUACGCGCAGAACCGGAGCCUGUGGGGGCUGGCGCCCGCGUCGGGCAGCUCGCUGUGCCAAGCCUUCGCUUUCUUCAUGUCCUUCUUCGGGCUGGCCUCGACCUUGCAGCUCCUGGCCAUGGCCCUGGAGUGCUGGCUCUCCCUGGGGCACCCUUUCUUCUACCGACGGCACAUCACCCUGCGCCGGGGUGCGCUGGUGGCGCCGGCCGUGGGCGCUUUCUGCCUGGCCUUCUGCGCGCUGCCCUUUGCGGGCUUCGGGAGCUUCGUGCAGUACUGCCCCGGCACCUGGUGCUUCAUCCAGAUGGCCCACGAGGAGCGGUCGCUGUCGGUGCUGGGCUACUCAGCUCUCUACGCCGGCCUCAUGGCUCUGCUUGUCCUCGCCAUUGUGCUGUGCAACCUGAGCGCCAUGCGCAACCUCUACACGAUGCACCGGCGGCUGCAGCAGCGCCCGCGCCCCUGCGCCCGGGACCGCACGGAGCCCGGCGCCGGCGCGCGAGAGGCGGCCCCGCAGCCCUUGGAGGAGCUGGACCACCUCCUGCUGCUGGCCCUCAUGACCGCGCUCUUCACCGUGUGCUCCCUGCCUUUAAUCUAUCGUGCUUACCGUGGAGCGUUUAAACCUGUCCUGGAGGAGAACGGGACCACAGGAGAAGCCGAAGACCUCCGAGCUCUGCGCUUUCUGUCUGUCAUCUCAAUCGUGGACCCUUGGAUUUUCAUCAUUUUCAGAACAGCGGUAUUUCGGAUGUUUUUUCACAAGAUUUUCAUUAGGCCUCUUAUGUAUAGAAAUUGGCACAGCAAUUCCUGCCGAACUAACACGGAAUCCAGUCUGUGACAGGUUUUAUCCUUUCUGGUAAGAUGUGGAAUAUAUCACAUUUCGUGUCAAAGAACUAUGACAAAAAAAUCCUACAAUUUAAAUCCUUAAAAGUUAUUUCCCACAGCAAAACCUCUAAAUGUGUUUUCAAAAGUGUUUGAUGUAACAGCUUGUUGUCACUCUAUGUUCAUGAUCCCAUUCAAUGGAUUUUUUUCAUUUUGAGUUAUUAACAGCAACUACAAUUUCAUGUAUUAUAAAUAAUGUUACAAGUCUUAAAGUGAUAAUGUUAAUUGUUCCAGUGUUUGUAUUUGGUGCCCCUAAUUUUGUAGAGGGGUCUUUAUUCAAAUCCAGUGGAAAUAGCACUGUUUACAGUUAUGUGAUAGGUGUUAAAAUUUCUUACCCUAUUCAUUUCUAGAGAAACCUGAUUUGUUUACUUUGUAUCCUAAUUACCCCUAUUUAAUUCUCUUCUUUGCCACCUGCUCCAAGUAUAGCGCAAAUUAUAGAUGCUGCUCAGAGGAGUGAGGUGGGAAGUAUAACCGGGGGGCGUGUGGAGGGCAAAGGCAUAAGGAAGCAGACACAGGUGAGAUGGGACUGUGCGUGGAGGCAGAGAUGUCAGUCGAAAUCAAAAUUCGGGAGCGAGUUACUAGGUAUUGGCUCAGUUUGUGGAGCCCCAUUCGAUAGGUUUAUCGUAUUGAUUGAUGGAUGCUUCGGGGACGGAUUAUGCUUCUUUGAAGAAAGUGAUGCCUGACUUGCCAGAGAGCCGUGUUUGUGCGUUUGUCUGUGUGAAGCAGCGGGCGUUCCACAUGGUGAGGAACCCACCCAGGACUUGCUCACCUCCGCUGAGACUGGUGGCAAUGACUCCACCUGUUAACAGCCGCAGUAGGCUCCUCGGCUCCUCGUGGAGCCAGUAAGAUCUUACUGCGGUUCCUGAGAGCUGCGCCUUCAAAAGUGGAGCAGGAUGUGGCUCAGAUGGAGCACAACCGAUCACUUUAUUGUACCUUUAAAUGUUUACAAAGGUGAGCAACACUAUGACCAGAGGGGAAGAGUGUGGCAAAUGCACCUGCAGCUAAUGAACCAGCCCAGAGACUGAACUCAGCUGCAGGUGAGAUCUUUCCCCUGAGGCAGAAGCACAGGUAGGGGGUGAGCGUGCAUCUCGGCACCUCUGGAGCCCCUUCGUACCGGACACACCAGACUCUCUGCUGGAGAGUAUCUGCACCGAAUAGUCCCGGGCCCCCCGCUCAGCUGUGCCUCCCAAAGGCGAGCGUGGUUGCCUUACUUCCAGCUUGGCAGAAACCCUGCUUUUCACCUCUGGUUUGUCUCAGAGAUGGUAUUAACCUGGAUAUAUGUGUAUUUUUUUAGAGCAAAACUGUGAAGUGGCUGAAUUAGGAAUUCAUGAAUUAUAAUUGAGAGUAUGAUGUGAUGGAAAACGCAAUUAUUUUCAAGGUUUACCUUGGUUUGUGUUUUCUGUGUGAGUGCAUCUGUGUUUACUGUCAGAGGACGUGCAGCUUUGUGUUCUCCUUUGGGAACAUGUGUUACAGUAACUGUACAGGUAUUUUGAAAAGUUCCAGAUGAUUCAAUAAACAUAAUUUUAUAAUA